Molecule: messenger RNA, 669 nt
Organism: Dermacentor silvarum
Lineage: Eukaryota; Metazoa; Arthropoda; Arachnida; Ixodida; Ixodidae
Exons: 4
Coding region: 130-567 (145 amino acids)
Source: RefSeq, a predicted model, not a curated record
UUUUUCAUUCUGGGCUGUAGGUAGAGGACGAUUGCACUCAAACUAACGCAGCUACUGUUCAGAAGCGGCUCGCCAAGAAGAACAACGUGACGUCUGAUUAUCUACCUAUUAAGUUGCCAGCGUAUACGGAUGGACCACGGAACGAAGAAGAGCAGCACGGACCCCGAGCAGUCCAGUACAGCUGGCAACUCGUCUACUAAGAUUCUCAAGAGCUCGACAGAUUCUGCGUCGGAGCUGGCGAAGAAGCAACCGACGGCUGCCCAUGACAUCUCGAAGGGUCAUCCUGCUCAUCACAAAUCCAUUGCAGUGACGUCAACCGCAAAGCCGGUGCAACAUCCAUCUCCGCAGUCCAAGGAACUGGCAGCCGGAGGAACCGGGCUGACAGACAAGAAGGAGGCCGCAACUCUUGAGAAGGACAUGAAGGAAGCCGGCAAGGACGUCGUUGAUGAUGAUGAUGAGCCGGCCGUAGACCCCCGCGAACCCUUGCCUGACAGGGCCGUCAUCGACCGGCGAGUGUCCAUGGGCGAGGUGUUACACACGGAGCCACCGCCACAUUUUCUAGGCUGACACUUCAUAAGCAUCGUGGUCCCUGGCUUUCACGGGCAAGGGCGGCCCGUAAUCAAAAGCGAGAAGAGAAAUUUAUUCGAAACGAGACAACAAAUUUGUAGA